This is a messenger RNA of Eruca vesicaria subsp. sativa (arugula), 1953 nucleotides long. NCBI's taxonomy places the organism in Eukaryota, Viridiplantae, Streptophyta, Magnoliopsida, Brassicales, Brassicaceae. The record is from the annotation of a GenBank genome assembly.
CUCAAUCUAUAUAUAACCAUCAAAACAUCUUUGUGUAGCCAUGGAUUCCUUGGAGCAUCCUUUACUUUCUCCCCUUCUUUGCCCCGCCUUUCGAUCCGAAUACUUUCGUUUUUCUUAUAAACAUAUCGAAUACUUACAUGAUAGAGAUUUGAGUUUUAUAAAAAUAAACCUUCCUUAUUAUUUUCCCAAUGCCAAAGACAACAAAUCUUUUCUUUCAGCUUAUAUCGACCAUGGCCACUGCCUUUACCCCCUUUAUUGGUGCAACAACAAAGAAUCAAGACAUGAAUCUUCGUGUGGUGCUUGUGAAUGUACAGAAAUUGGUACAACCUAUUAUUUUUGUGACAAAUGUAAGCAGCCUUACCACAAAGAAUGCGUAGAGUCUCCUCCUCUAAUCAAAUCUCCUCAUCACCCUAAACACAAUCUUCAACUUAUCACACCACAACGCACGGCUCACCCUGGUGACGAUAGUAAGAUAAUAUAUUGUUCUUACUGUGAUGCAAAUUAUAAAUAUAAUCCUCUAAAGUUACUUUACUACUGUUUUAUUUGUAACUUUGGUUUGGAUCCCGUUUGCGCAACAAAACCCUCAUUCAUGAACUAUCAUAAAAGACAUGAGCAUACCCUCAACCACUUUCCUAGAAAAACUGAUUUGAUAUGCGACGUUUGUGGUGUAUCGGAUAGCAACUAUAUCAUCUAUGUGUGUCUUCAAUGUGAUUUUGUUGUCCAUAAAAAAUGUAUUCACUUGCCAUUUGUCAUAAGAAUAUCCCGUCAUGACCACCGUCUUUCUUUUAAUUAUUCUCUUCCUAAAAUAUUGUCUUGUGGAGUUUGUCGUCAAAAAGUUGACGACAACUAUGGAAAUUAUUCUUGCAUUAAAGAUUGCAAGUACGUAGUGCAUUCCAAAUGUGCAACUCGAAUAGAUGUGUGGGAUGGAAAAGAACUUGAGGAAGAACCAGAAGAAGAAAAUGAAGAUCUAAAUUCUUUUGAAGUGAUAGGUGAUGGAAUUAUAAAACAUUGCAGCCAUUCACAUCACAUGAUGUCUGAAAAGAAGGCCACUAACAUAGUGUAUGAUGAUAAAAAUCCAUGUCAAGCAUGCUUACUUCCAUUCUCUGGUGGUGGCGUUUAUAUAUGUAUGAAAUCUAACUGUGAUUUUGUACUUCAUGAAGCAUGUGCAAAUCUUCCGCGGACAAAACAACAUAUAGCAUAUCCCCAUCCAUUUAUUCUACAAGUGAAUGAUACCAACUAUUGUUUCUUCUGUGGAUAUUGUGAUCGUUUAUCAUAUGGUUUCAGAUAUGUAUGUAGCAAAGGGGGUGAGUCUAUAAGCAUAGACGUGCAAUGUGCUGCAAUAUCUGAGCCAUUCGACCACCAGUGUCACACACAUCCAUUGUUCUUAAGCAAUGAACUUGGGAAAAAUAGAUCAUGUUCAAUUUGCGGAAAAGAGAAACUUCUAACUUUAAAUUGUAUGGAAUGCGGCUUCUUUUUGUGCUUCUAUUGUGCUACACUCCCUUAUAAAGUGAGAUAUGAGUAUGAUGAACAUUUUCUCACCCUUUCUUACAAAGAGAAUGUAAGUCUCAGCUGGUGUGAGGUUUGUGAGGAAACUUUGGAUUCAAACAAAUGGAUUUACACAUGUAAUGAAUGUGGGGCCACCUUCCAUAUCAAAUGUUUACUAGGAAAUUGUGCAACUUAUGUCAAGCCUGCUCAAAAUCUCUUGUUUGAUGGUGAUAGGUUUAAUAUAAUUCCGAGCAACCGACUCACUCGUCCCAUUUGCAAUGACUGUGGAAGGCGUUGCCAAGAUAAACAAAUGUUCGAAGUUUAUGAUGACGAUGACCAAAAAAGACUGUAUUGUUUUCAUCAUUUCGAAGUGGACGAUGGUUAAGGCAAGGAAUCCGAGUGCUGGUGAUGCAAAAAAUAAUACUAAUUUACAUAUUGUUCUAGUUGGUACUAACUGUGUGUUGUUUU